ACGGAAUCUAAACAGCCACGUAGUUCAGGGAGGGGAACGUCUGAAAGACCCUCAAGGCACCUUCGUCAAGCCCAGCCUACAGUUUUAACCAAAGUUUGCCGACCAUGAAGUAAAGGCGCAUUGCACUACUGAGACUUACCUUAUGUUCAUGGAUGCUGAAGCAGCAUCUGUAUUUAACGCGAUAUGGAAAAUGGAAAUGCAGAAGUGCCCUCAAACGAGGCCACCCCUCACCAGCCAGACACGCAACCUAGCCAAGAUCCAGACAGCAAUACUGUAGAAUCUCUGAAGCAUGGAGGACUGGACACAUCACUUUUCACACAGAAAAUCCCAAAUGGCCAUGUCAAGUCUGAGCCGUUACCAAAUGGAGAGGCCACGGUGGAGGGUCAGGAACCUGUUGGAGACACCCCACCUCUGGCAACUCCUUUUCCAGGCAGCCAGCUUUCUGACUCCCCCCUGUAUGCCAAGCCGGAUCCAGGUGUGGCCCGUUUCCCUGACAACCUAGAGAAGUCUGAGGGCUCUGUUCACAAGGGCGAUGCAUUGCAAUCGCUCAGACUAAGUAUUCCUAUGCAGGAGACGGAAUUGUCAUCUAAGGAACCAUCUAUGGAGAUGGAAAAUGAAGAGAAGAUCCGUCAGGAGGCUCGUCGGCGUCUGGAGGAACAGCUUAAACAAUACAGAGUACAACGGCACAAAGAGAGAACUCAUCGCUCCACCCCUAAGAGCCGCCAAUUCAGCACUCUGGACCCGGAGCUCAUGCUCCAUCCAGAGGAUCUCCCACGGGCCAGUACCGUUGCCAUGACGAAGGAAUACUCCUUUCUGCGCACCAGCGUUCCUCGUGGCCCCAAACUGGGCAGCCUGGGAAUCCCUCAAACAAAAGAGAAGAGAUUGAAAUCAUCCCGCUCAAACAAGAUUCAUUCUCUCGCCGAUUACAAAUCUCCUGAAUCUGACACCAAAAACACUGAGGCGUCAGGAGGUGCGGGUUCCACGUCUGCCGAUGCUUCGUUCACUUCACUGCACUCCUCCAUCAGCUCUGUGUCCACGGUUUCCGAGAUCGGCAUCAGCUCGGAGUCCAAUGCUCAUUUGGAAUAUUCUCCGCCAAACAGAGACUUUGAGAUGGAUGGGAGCGAAUCAGGUUUCAGGGUUGAUGGUAAUGACAGCGAUAGCUCUUCCUACAGUAGCGUGUCUAUUACAGGGACGUAUAAUAUGAUGGCAGCAAUAGUUAACAGGCCGAGAGCUCCAUAUAAUGUAGAAGGGAGAGAGAUCGCUCCAGAGGCCAUGGGCCACUUCCCAUCGCUACAGGAAGUCCUGCAGGCAGCCACUGAAGAGCAACAUGUGGAGGAACUGGAACAGGAGAGAGAAGGCAGUGUGGAGCCGCGUAGUCGGAGAGACAGCUUUUCCAGCAGUGUGUCGUAUGGAAGCUCGGUGAUGGGCACUCAUGAUGAGAUGCUCCAGGUGUUGAAAGAGAAAAUGAGAUUAGAGGGACAGCUAGAAUCUCUAUCAUCUGAGGCCAAUCAGGCUUUGAAAGAGAAGACUGAGCUCCAGGCUCAGCUGGCCACAGUGAGCGCACGGCUGCAGGGCCAGGUGGAGCAGACCAAUGCCAGUCAGGAGAGGCAGACCACCCUCACAUCUGAGGUCACUACCCUACGGUCCAACUGCUCGACGCUGGAGAAGGCCAUGGUGGACCUCCAGGCCAGUUUGGAGGGAAAGAACGCCAGCCUGGCCUCACUUGGAAACGACCUGCAAGUGGCUGAAGAGCAAUACCAGAGACUGAUGGGUAAAGUCGAGGAGAUGCAGCUUAGUCUAAACAUGAAGGACAACGCAGUUUCUGAUCUACGGCAGCAAAUGGGAGGUCUGCAGACGCAGCUUCAGCGGGUCCAGAGCGAGAGGAACGCUCUGCAGAGUAGAUUGAAGACGUCACAGGCGGAGGUGGACUCCCUACAGCAGCUCCGCCUCUGGUACCAGCAACAGCUCACAAUGGCCCAGGAGGCACGUGUACGGCUGCAGGGAGAAAUGGCCAACGUGCAGGCAGGCCAGAUGACUCAGAUCGGCGUCUUGGAAAAUCUAAAGAUGGAGAACGUUACACUGUCUCACCAACUCACAGAGACCAAACAUCGUUCGAUUAAAGAAAAGGAACGGAUUGCUGUACAGCUACAGAACAUUGAGGUUGAUAUGUUAACACAGGAAGCAGCCAUACAUCAGAUUCAGGAAGCAAAGACAAUGGUGGAGGAAGAUCUUCAUCACAAGCUGGAGGAGUUUGAAGAGGAACGAGAGAAUCUGAUUAAACUGGCCAACACGGCCACAACGCUGGAGAGAGAGCUAGAGCAGGUUAAACUCACUCUCUCCCAAAAAGACGCCCAGCUGGAGUCUUUCCAACUUGAGCACUUAGAGCUGAUGAAGCAGCUCACCACUACUCAGGAGAACCUCCAAACCAAAGAACAGGCCCUCAACCAGCUGGAAGCACGCUACCAGGAGCUCCAGGUGCAGCUGGAGGAGCUUCAGACAGACGCCACGGCUAAAGAUGAAACCCUGCAGUAUCUGCAGAACGAGAAAAUCGUCCUAGAAGUGGCUCUGCAGGCAGCCCGUGCUGAUAAAAGCGAGCUGGAUGAAGGAGCCGAGAGGCUCGGAGAGGGAGUUUUGGUGGCCUCCGAGAUGCUCGAUCAGCUCAGACAGGAAGUGCAGGUUAAAGCAACACAGAUUGAAUCUUUACAACAAGAGAAUGGCACCUUAAAAAAACAAGCACAGAAACUAAAAGAGCAGUUCACGCAUCAAAAGGUGAUGGUUGAAGCGUACAGGAGGGACGCCAGCUCUAAAGAUCAGCUGAUCUCUGAGCUGAAGGCAUCUAAGAAGCGUUUGAUAGCGGAGGUUAAAGACCUGAAGCAGGAACUUCUGAGAAUGGAUGGGGAGAAGAAGAGUGCCGAGCAGGAACAGGCUCGCUUGCUGAAGGAAGUGGAGCGAGUACAGCAACAAAUGAACAGCUUGGAAAACCACCUACAGUCUGUACAAACAGAAAGAGACCAACUUGACUCUCAACUGCAGUCUUUUCAGUUCGACCAGAGCCAGCUGGCUGCAGUGACGGAGGAGAAUGAAAAUCUGAGAAAAAGGAUCGAGCAAUUGCAAGAUGAAGCCAGGAAGUCCAUCUCGGAGCAGAAGGUGAAGAUGAAGCGUCUGGGCACAAAUUUGACCAGCGCGCAGAAGGACGUGAAGGCCAAGCAUAAGGCCUAUGAGAAUGCAGUCGGCAUUCUGAGCCGUAGGCUACAGGAAACCCUCACGGCUAAAGAGACUGCAGAGGCCGAACUCGAGGAAGUGAAAGCUCGGCUUUCUCAGGGAGGAAAUAGUCAGGAACUUCAGGCCAAAGUGGAGUCCCUGCAGAGAGAGCUGAAGGCAGUAAGCCAUAGUAAAGCCAUGCUUGAGAAAGAGCUCCAAGAGGUCAUCACCCUCACCAGCACCGAGCUGGAAGAAUAUCAGGAGAAGGUCAUGGAACUAGAGGACGAGUUGCAAGAAUCACGCAAUUUUAAAAAGAGAAUUCGUCGUCUGGAGGAUGCUAAUAAGAAGCUUGUGCUCGAGUUGGAGCACGAGAAAGGAAAACUUUCCGGGCUUGGGAAAUCCCAUAAUACAUUGCGGGAACAUGCCAAUAUUUUAGAGGCUGCGCUGGCUAAGAGGGAAGCAGACCUGGUGCAGCUCAACCUGCAGGUUCAGGCAGUAUUAAAGCGUAAAGAAGAGGAGGACCAACAGAUGAGACAGCUGGUGCAGACGCUCCAGGCUGCCCUAGAAAAGGAGAAAAUCAAAGUCAAGGAUCUCACAGAGCAGGUGGCCGAGGCCAACCUGGAGGCAGCGCACAACCGCAGGCACUACAGGGCAGCCAUGCUGGAACUGAGCGAGAUCAAGAAAGAUCUGCAUGCCAAGGAGGAGCUGGUCAAAGCUCUGCAGAAAGAAGCCAAGAUGCUUACAGCUCAAGAUGAUAAGCGCUCUGAGGAGGUUGCUCGAUUCCAGGAGGAGUUGGAUGAUGCUCACGAACAACUUCAGAUCCUUCAAAAGCAACUCGACGAGGAGCUCAAUAAACAGCCCCUCACCAACCAAGAGGUGGAAGAUCUGAAGUGGGAAGUGGAGCAGAGACAGCGGGAGAUCGAGACACAGAAACAGCAACUGGAGAUGGUGGAACAGAGUCACCAUAGAGAGAUGGACUCUGUUCAGGACACCUUGCAGAGGAUAAAGGUGGAGCUGGAGAUGGUCCAGGAGGAGCUGAACGGCACACGAAAGGAUAAGUUCAUGCUGCAGGCUAAAGUGGUGGAGUUGAGGAACACCAUGAAGACGGUUCUUCAGCAGAACAACCAGCUCAAACAGGACCUCAAAAACAACAAGAUGAGGAAGCGAAUGGAGCUAAAGGGGGAGUCGACUCCAGUGACGCCGGUAAAAAUCCCAGACUGCCCUGUUCCAGCGUCGCUCUUAGACGAACUGUUGAGGCCCUCAACAUCAGUUAAUAAAGAACCUCUCAAUAACCUCCACAACUGUCUGAAACAGCUGAAGCUUGAGAUGGACAGCCUUCAGAAGCAGAUGGAGGAACACACAGUCACGGUGACAUCAUUGUCCACCGCAGAGGAUCAGCUCCACAGAUUGGGACUCCAUGACAAUAGCAAAGAUUCAUCUAGUAAAGAAGAAAAUGAUGACAUGAAGCAGGAGAUGCAGCUCUCGUAAUGCACAAAAAAUCCUUUAAAAACACUUGCUGGGAGAGUUCUGUUUCAUCAUUUGGGCACUUUUUAGAAAGAAUACUUUUUUGUUGCUUAUAAACUGCCAAUAUUUGGCUUUCCCAUCUUCAACAAGAAUAUUUAGGUGAAACUUGAUUGUGUGCACCACAGCUUUAUUCUUUUGGGGUUAUAUGGGUGUUUGUUUGUUUGUUUUUGUUCUUUUGUCACUAUUUAUUAUGUUACACGGAGCUGCUCACUCUCAAAUCUCGCUCUUCAUCUCGCAAUUCACAGAAGUCGCCCACCCGAUGUUCACGUUGUGAUUUCCAGUCGUUUCCUUUCUCAUCUUACGAGAGGUGCAGAAACGGAUCAGUGAGGGCUACUGCUAGGCUGCUUAGUUCUGCAGGACAGUGAAAAAAAUUCAGGGCACCAGACUUUCAGUGUUACAGUAACUAGGGGCCUGUUUUGGUCGGCGAACAUUUUGCAUAUCCGUCUGGUGGUAGUACUCACUGCAUGGAGAAUUUAGCAGCUGAACUGUUCUUCCAUUCCUCUGUGCCUGCGAAUGAGCUAAUCUCUCAUUCCGUGGCUGGACAGACGCCUGUUCAAGCCAACAUUGAGCCGUUCCCAAUGCAAUAUGCAUUUAUUAUCAACAAAACUAGGCCCCCUAUUUAUCAAACAUCUCAAGCACAUAUUAGCUUUUUUCUUUCUAGUAUUCUGUUUCUUCCAAUGAUAUAACUGGCAAAAACAGAUCCUUGAUCAGCAUUCUUUGUUUUGAAAAUUCUACAUUUAAUAGCAGGGCUGUUCUCCGAUCCUAGAGGGAUGCUGUCUAGCCCGACUUAAACCCCAGGAUAUGAAUAGUUCUGAUAGAAAGUCUAUAGCGAUGAUGUCAAUGUCCUGUCAUUAUACACUAUAAACUGUACGACUUUACCCACAAGUCUCAGUUUACAUCCACUGUUUGUACCACAUUCUUUGGGAUGGUUUAUCACAUUGUGAGGAUUAAUGGGACCUUGGAGCCAAUACUGUAAUUUGCACCAUGUCCUCCUUAAAUGGACAGUUCACCCGAAAUCUGAAUUCUUUCAUUAUUCACUGACCAUCAUGAUUCCAAACCUGUUAAACGGAUACAACCAACAUUAAACCCCCGAGACAUCGCAAAAUAUAUUUUGUGCUCCAUAGAACAGUCAUCUUUUUUUUUCUUUUUGAGUGAACUGUCCCUUUAACUCCUGUAAUGCCCAAAGUUUCAAACUCGGGACUUUAACCCCCAAAUGUGUAAAUAUUUGUGUGAAAGUGGGAGAAAGCAGUUGCCCUUUUGUACAGGGUAACAACUCGUGUAUCACAUCAGGUCAUCAACUGACGUCUGGUUGCAAUUGCGAGAUCCUGUAAAUAUCGCCCUGAUGCUGUAAUAAAAUAACUGCUAUGAGAGUGCGACUUCACUAGUUUCUUUAGGGCUGCGCCUUAAAAUUACGACAAAAAAAAGAAAUACAGCUACAGGUUUCUCAAGUAAAUAAACUGAAAAAUAUUUCUGUUAAAACCUGGAAAAUAAUGUAACAUAGAAUGGAUGAAUGUGCUCUUGAAAGUACUGUUGAGUGUGUUUUACGUAUAUAUUUAUAAUAUAAAUGAAAGGUAUUGAUUUUGCACAACUGAUAAUAUUAGAAAGCUAACUGACUUUCAGGGAUGGACAGAUGUUAAAUAUUGUUACUUUUUGAUGCCCUUUUUUUGCCUGUGUUGAUGCAAUGUUCAAUUAUUCAAAAACAUUUUUGCUUCUCAAAAUUCUCAUGGAUGGUUUGCCAUUACAGCCUUAACUAUUGGAGAUGUAUAUGGAUAUAUUAUAAAAAAAGAUUUAUAAUUUGGUCAUUUUUUUGGUGUUUCCCCUGAUAUCUGCGAUUUACAAACUCUGUCUGUUGUUUGUCUAAGUGAAGCUGAAUUCAACUGUCAUUGGCUUGAACUGUUUAAGAAUGUUUUGAGAUCUGUAGUAAUGUUUAAACUGCUUUAAAUGUUUAAGACGUAUUGGGAAAUCAAGCUUUACAUGCUGACAUGUACAUUCAUAUUAAAAGGAAUAAUACACAUUCAACAAAAGGGAGGGUUUUUAAUUAAUUGAAAAUAUACUGUGUGUAAUAUAAUGUACUGACCGUUAAACGCACGAGUUUCUGUUCAACGUUUCAAAGAAAAUGUUCAACUUUUGUUUCAAUGUUUCAAUGCUUGCUUUUAUGGAAUAUGCCAUAAUUGUGUGUAAAAUAUAAAUCAUUCUGUAAGAUGA
Molecule: messenger RNA, 6930 nt
Organism: Triplophysa dalaica
Lineage: Eukaryota; Metazoa; Chordata; Actinopteri; Cypriniformes; Nemacheilidae
Gene: golga3
Product: golgin A3
Exons: 24
Coding region: 184-4689 (1501 amino acids)
Source: RefSeq, a predicted model, not a curated record